Neoarius graeffei (lesser salmon catfish) is the source of this 1542-nucleotide messenger RNA. Its product is annotated as keratin, type I cytoskeletal 19-like. Gene Ontology annotation, molecular function: structural molecule activity. The record is from RefSeq and is a predicted model, not a curated record. The transcript has 8 exons. The coding region runs from base 111 to 1367 and encodes 418 amino acids. NCBI's taxonomy places the organism in Eukaryota, Metazoa, Chordata, Actinopteri, Siluriformes, Ariidae.
AGGACAGAGCUGAAUGUAGUGGAUCACUCCAGAAGAAUCCAGCUCAGGCUAGCUUCAUCCUCUCUGCCAUUCCUUCUUCAUCUUAUCUCUGAAGCCAUCCAUCAGUCAGCAUGAGUUUUCACCAGCAUACCAGCUAUUCCAGCGGCCCUAUGAGGUUCACUGGAGGCUCUGUGGUCUCCCAGCGUCGUCUGGGCUCACUGUCCUCAGCACCUAAAGCCUUCAGUGUCUCUGGAGGUAGCUUAGGCUCCACCCGAAUCUCCUCAGGAGUCGCCAGGACUGUGUAUUCUGGCUAUGGUGGUGGACUGGGCAUGGCUGCUGAUGGUGGCCUCAACCUGGCUGCUGCCCUGGACAGUGACAACAUUACUAUGAAUGAGAAGGCCACCAUGCAGAACCUGAAUGAUCGUCUGGCCUCCUACCUGGACAAGGUCCGCUCCCUGGAAGCUGCCAAUGCAAAACUGGAGCAGAAGAUCCGUGAGUACUAUGAGACAAAAGGACCAGUUGCUGAGAGAGAUUACAGUGCCUACUGGGCCACCAUCAAUGACUUGAAGGAUAAGAUCAAGAAUGCCACUAUUGGCAAUGCCAACAUCCUCCUGCAGAUUGACAAUUCAAAACUGGCUGCAGAUGACUUCAAAACUAAAUUUGAGCAUGAGUUGAUAAUGCGACAGUCUGUGGAGGCUGACAUUGCCAACUUGCGACGCCUGCUGGACCAGACCACCCUGACCAAGGCUGACCUGGAGAUGCAGAUUGAAGGACUGCAGGAUGAGUUGGCCUACCUGAAGAAGAACCAUCAGGAGGAACUGGCAGCUCUGAGAGCUCAGCUGGGUGGAACUGUGAAUGUGGAGGUAGAUGCUAGUCCUCAGCAGGACCUAAACAAGGUUUUGGACGAAAUCCGUGCUCAGUAUGAGAACAUCACAGAUAAACACCGCAGAGACCAAGAGGCUUGGUUCAAUGACCAGUCGGCAGCGCUAAGCAAGCAGGUUGCUGUCAGCACAGAGUCCAUUCAGACCUCCAAGACAGAGAUCACAGACUUGAGGCGAACCCUGCAGGGCUUGGAAAUUGAACUACAAUCACAACUAAGCAUGAAAGCAGCCCUGGAGAACACACUAGCCGAGACAGAAGCUCGCUAUAGUGCUAUGCUAGCAGGCUACCAGAACCAAAUUAACAUGCUAGAGACAGAGUUGGCACAGGUGCGUGCCAGCAUCGAGCAGCAGGGCCGCGACUACACCAUGUUGCUGGAUAUAAAGAGCCGCUUAGAGCAGGAGAUAGCCACCUACAGAAGCCUCCUGGAGAAGGAAGAGUCCAGGACUCCUGGCACAGGUGGAUCCAGCACAGUUACUACCACCACCACUGUGCGCUCAGUCAGCUAAGCAGAGCAUUGCAGUCUGAGAAACACACACACAGCAGUAUGACAGUAGUCAAUUGUUAAUCAUGGUCGCAAAACCCAGGAAAUAACUGUUUGCAUUUGAUAAAGAUUAAAUCCACUUCCUUAUUGUUGUGUGUGAGUAAAACCUGUCUCUGAAAAUAAAGCUGCUGGCAAAUUUA